Messenger RNA from Gossypium arboreum, 1953 nucleotides. RefSeq lists its product as uncharacterized. The coding region runs from base 114 to 1748 and encodes 544 amino acids. Gene Ontology annotation, biological process: regulation of ubiquitin-dependent protein catabolic process. The transcript has 11 exons. Lineage: Eukaryota; Viridiplantae; Streptophyta; Magnoliopsida; Malvales; Malvaceae. The record is from RefSeq and is a predicted model, not a curated record. Gene Ontology annotation, molecular function: protein binding.
CUAUAUAUACACAUAAGACGCCCAAUCCUCAUUGGAGUAGAAGUCUUUACCCUUUCUCACAUUCGACUUUUUAUUCCUUUCUUGCAAGGGAGAAAAGAAAAUUAUAUUGUGGGAUGGCGAAAUUGAGGAUCGCAGGGACAUGGGUAGGGGUGAUAGACUUAGAAUUGGAGAAUUGGACUGUGGCAAUGCUGAGGGAAGAGGUCGCGAAACGAUCAAAUGCCCAACGUCCUGACUCUAUCAACCUUAUAUCUGCUGGUAAAGUUUUGAAAGAUGGCGAUGGCUCUCAAAACUUAACCCAAUUGGGUAUCAGAAACAAUGCUAAGAUUCUUGCCACCCGUGUUUCCGUUGAUGAAGGCAAGUCCUUGGAACAAGAAUUGAUGGCCGAGGAAGAACGCUCUCGCAGACUUGCUCGAGUCAAGGCAGCUGCCACUGCACUUUCCAAGAGACAUGUAGAUGGUUCACUACCAAUUGAAGACUUCAAUAUUGAACUUGAAAACCAGGGAGGGCAAAAAGUACAAUUAGGAACUGAGACUGAUCAGCGGGCAGUGAUGAUGGGUCUGAUGCUUCAUGAAAAUGCAAAGAAUCUACUUACGAGACAACUGUAUAAAGACGCACUGGAAGUACUUACCAUGGGCGAGGAGGCUUUCUCUCUUUGUGAUCCCAAGGUCCUUGAGUUUAUUGACAAUGUACCGAUACUGCAAAUAGACAUGGUGUGGUGCUAUUUCUUGCUUCGAGACAUCAGUUGGCUUUCAGUUGCAGGAAUACGCCUUGAAAAAGCCAGAGAAGGACUUGAGCGUUGUCACGGGAAGGAUUUUUCACGUGUUAGACUCCUUCAAGCUGGUUGCCAGCCAGAGCUUGCACUACAUAUGAGGUUGGAGUUGUUGGAAGGGGUGGUGGCAUAUCAUAAUGGUCAGUUGGAUAAAUCUAAAAAGGCACUGACAUCUGCACAAGCAAAAUUCUCUCAGUUACAAGUGCCUGAUGAAGCCUUAUCUCAUGUCAUGAGCAUGGGCUUUAAGGAACGUGAUGCAAGGAGGGCAUUACGAUUGAACAACCAAGAUAUCAGGAGAGCUGUUGAUUUUCUUUUUGAGGAGAAGACAAAGAGAAAACAGAAGCGGGAGGAUGAUAUCCGGCAUAGAACAGAAAUCAUGGAGCUAAAGCAAUAUGGAGUGACACCAUUGAAGAAGGCAGUGAAUGUUGAGAAAUUGAAAGAAUUGGUGGCUAUUGGAUUUGAGAAGGAACUUGCUGCUGAAGCCCUUCGAAGGAAUGAGAAUGACUUCCAAAAGGCGUUAGAUGAUCUGACAAAUCCAGGUUGUUCUGCCAUCCAGAUUGAUAUUGAGUCAAGGAAAAGGAAAAGAGAGCAACGAGCUGUAAAUGCCAGAAUUGAAGAGCUUGUAUCUAUGGGAUUUGACAGAUCUAGAGUGGUUGUUGUUGUUCAGGCUGGUGAGACGAUGGAGCAAACGAUGAGUCGACUACUGUCAGAAUUUGAUCCACUCCAGGCUUUUGAAGCUAACAGCAGCGGGAAUCCUGCUUCAGAGGCUAGCAAUUUGAACCCUGAUAGUGUUGAAGGACCAUCAACUGCAGAUGAAGAACGGGAUGUGGAGAUGGAAGAUGAGCUUGCAAGAGACAUAGGAAAAGCAGAUGCGUUAUCAGACUAUGACAUUGAAGUUACGAAAGAAGGUGAAGCAAUACAGGAGUAUUUAGCUCUUUUGGCCUCAACAGAUAGCAAGGAUGCUCUAUCUUCGUGUUGAGAAGAUGAGAAUGGGCAAUUACUAGUACAUAUUUGUGAAUAGGAUGUCUCCACUGAUACAGGACUCUCAGUACAGGUAGUAAAUGCCAAUAAUUUCAGUGGUUUUAGGCUCUAGAAUGAAAGGAAACCGAAUAGCUCCUCAUACAAUUACAAGGCUUGUAAUUUCACAUUUGAAUCCUUAAUAUCGGUUCACAAUUACACCCAAA